AUGGGUACUGAUCAGUUGUUGAAAAGAAGUUCUAUUGAGAAGCAUCAGAAGAGAAUUUCUGUAACGUACCCUUUUUAUUAUGUGCUUCAAGUCGUUUCUAACAACACAGAAAAACAUGGAGUUGCGAUAUCGUGUAUGGUUUUCACCGUCAUUCCCUCCGUUUUGCCUUCGCGUUAUGAGUCGAUUGCUGAAUCCAAUCAGCCCAUUCAAUUGCCUCGAAGGAUUGCGUACGAGUUGCUCGAUGGAAUUGGGCACCACAUCGCAGGUGUUAGAAGUUGUUAUGAUGAAGGCAAGCGUACUGCUGAGACCUUGACCAUGGAUUACCACAGAGGACUUAACCUCGAGGUGAGAAUUGCUAGAAUUUCCAACACUUAUGGCCCACGCAUGUGCAUCGAUGAUGGACGUGUUGUCAGCAAUUUUGUUGCCCAGGCCUUAAGGAAAGAACCUUUGACUGUUUAUGGGGAUGGAAAGCAAACUAGGAGCUUCCAAUAUGUUUCUGAUUUGGUGGAAGGUUUGAUGCGAUUGAUGGAAGGAGAUCAUGUCGGUCCUUUUAAUCUCGGGAACCCUGGUGAAUUUACCAUGCUUGAACUUGCUCAGGUUGUGCAAGAGACAAUCGAUAAAAAUGCUAAGAUCAAGUUUAGGCCAAACACGGAGGAUGAUCCCCACAAAAGGAAGCCCGCCAUUUCAAAAGCCAAAACACUUCUUGGAUGGCAGCCGACUGUUUCUUUAAGGGAAGGACUUCCUCUCAUUUAA
Molecule: messenger RNA, 753 nt
Organism: Fraxinus pennsylvanica
Lineage: Eukaryota; Viridiplantae; Streptophyta; Magnoliopsida; Lamiales; Oleaceae
Source: the annotation of a GenBank genome assembly